Molecule: messenger RNA, 1995 nt
Organism: Oryzias melastigma (Indian medaka)
Lineage: Eukaryota; Metazoa; Chordata; Actinopteri; Beloniformes; Adrianichthyidae
Product: protein Tob1
Exons: 2
Coding region: 275-1246 (323 amino acids)
Biological process (GO): regulation of gene expression
Cellular component (GO): nucleus; cytoplasm
Molecular function (GO): transcription corepressor activity
Source: RefSeq, a predicted model, not a curated record
CAGAUCCCCGAAGUUUUAAAGGGCAGAGUUGUAAAAACUCCCAUCCGCGGGGAGUCAGCGCCACGAACCGGACCCGGUCCUCCUCCCCCCGCAGCAGGAACGGACACGACACCGGAACCGAGGCUUUUUUAUUCCUCGUCCUCGGAAUUCUCCAGGAGAGAGCGGCGAGACGGAGCGGCGGAGAACCUCGAUGAUCCUGGACCGAACCUGCUGAAGACGUCCUGCUGAUUCCCGCCCCCCCGCGCGGAGGUUCCUCCCCAUCCCGGAAGCAGACAUGCAGCUGGAAAUCCAAGUCGCCCUGAACUUCAUCAUCUCCUAUUUGUACAACAAGCUUCCCAGACGGCGCGUGAACAUCUUCGGGGAGGAGCUGGAGCGGCAGCUGAAGCGGAAGUACGACGGCCACUGGUACCCCGAGAAGCCCUACAAGGGGUCCGGGUUCCGGUGCAUCCACGUGGGCGAGAAGGUGGACCCGGUGGUGGAGCAGGCGGCCAAGGAGAGCGGGCUGGACAUCGAGGACGUCCGGAACAACCUCCCCCAGGACCUGAGCGUGUGGAUCGACCCGUUCGAGGUGUCCUACCAGAUCGGGGAGAAGGGGGCGGUGAAGGUGCUGUACGUGGACGACAAUGGCGAGAACGGCUCCGAGCUGGACAGGGAGAUCAAGAACAGCUUCAACCCGGAGGCCCAGGUCUUUAUGCCCAUCAGUGACCCGGCGGGGGCGUCGCCCGAGUCCAGCUCGCCUUCCCCGCCCUUCGGACAGUCGGCGGCGGUGAGCCCGUCCUUCAUGCCGCGCUCCGCCCAGCCCCUCACCUUCACCACCGCCACCUUCGCCGCCACCAAGUUCGGCUCCACGAAGAUGAAGAGCAGCAGCCGCAGCGGCGCCGGCGGCGGGGGGGCCAGCAGCAAGGCGGCCCGUGCCUCCCCCACCAGCAACCUGGGGCUGAACCUCCUGAAGCAGAAAGCCAUGUCCUCCUCCAUGCACUCUCUGUACGGGCCGGGCCAGCCCAAGAGCUCCGCCCUCUCCCCCAACGCCAAGGAGUUCGUCUUCUCCAGCCUGCAGGGUCAGGCCAGCCCCGGCGCUGUCUUCCCGGGGGAGGGGUCUCUGGGCCUGGGGGCGCUGCAGUACAACAAUGCCUUCGACGUGUUGGCGGCCUACGGCGGCCUGAGCGAGAAGUCCUUGAUGGACGGGCUGGGCCUGGGGGGUGUGGCCUAUUCCAACCAGCAGUUCCAGCCCGUCAUGGCCAACUGAGCCGCCGCCGUGGCCGGGCGGCGCCGAGAAGGAAAAGCAAAAACGCACAGGAGGACCAGACUGGCGUGCAUGUCACAGCUUGUGGGCGGCGCCCUGACUUCACGCAUCAUCGUUUUUCCGUUUUCCUUUUUGCCAACAAGCACAAGUUUUUUACUUUGAGACGAUGAGAUCCGUGGAGAUCCGUGGAGAUCCGUGGAGAUCCGUGGAGUUCCGUGGAGAUCCGGCCUCGGCUGGUUUUUAGGAAUCGGCUCUCGUGGGUUCCUGGCUCUUUUUCUAACAUAUAAUUUAAUUUAGUACAGAGUUUGUAAGAUAUCAGAGUCUAUAUUGUUUCUAUGACAUGGUGUUGCAUUUCUAUCUUUUUACUACUCCGGGGCGAGCGGCGCCGCUGCAGCUUCUUCUGUUCCUUUUUAGACGGACUGGGCGCUCGGACCUUUCCUCCACGCUGGAACUCAAACGUUUGCUUUUCUCAAAGAUGAAUCGUAUUUUCUGUUCAGAGGCUGAAGAUUUUUGCUAAACGAUGGAGAACAUGUAAUCUUAUGAAUAUUAAUUUUGUACCUACAUUGUGCAAUACUUGAUAAAUGAGACGGUCUAACAAAGUAUUUUGAGUCAGUGUCUUAACGUCAAGAGGGACUGAAAUAGUUUAUAUUGUUAAGUUUGUAUUAAAUGCUUCUAAAUGAUAUGCUUGUCUUUAUUUUUUUUUAUUUGAUAUUUGCACCCUGAUCUUUUUAAUAAAACAAACUCCAGCUGAA